AUGUCAACCAACAUCACAUGGCACCCAUCGCUCUCGCGCGACGAGCGCAACACAUACCGCAAGCAGAAGGGCUUCACCAUCUGGUUCACCGGACUAUCUGCAUCUGGCAAGUCGACCAUUGCGACAGCACUGGAGCAGCAUCUCCUCCAUCUUGGAUUCGCGGCAUACCGUCUUGAUGGCGACAAUGUCCGAUUCGGACUGAACAAGGACCUUGGGUUCAGCGAGAAGGACCGAAACGAGAACAUUCGAAGAAUUGCUGAGGUCGCAAAGCUCUUCGCUGACUCGUCCACAAUCGCCAUCACAUCCUUCAUCUCUCCCUUCAAGGCCGACCGCAAGCAGGCGCGCGAACUGCACGCUGUAACCACCGGCUCAGACUCUCCCUUGGCUUUUGUCGAGGUCUUCGUUGACUUGCCGCUCGAAGUCGCUGAGGCGCGUGACCCCAAGGGUCUGUACAAGAUGGCAAGGGAAGGCAAGAUCCCGGAAUUCACAGGUAUCAGCUCGCCCUACGAGGCACCUGAGAACGCCGAGAUUCACAUCAGGAGUGACCAGAAGAGUGUUGAGGACAGCGUCAAGGAGAUUGUCGAGUACUUGCAGAGCAAGGGCUUAUUGGAGCUCCAGAAGUAG
Molecule: messenger RNA, 624 nt
Organism: Alternaria arborescens
Lineage: Eukaryota; Fungi; Ascomycota; Dothideomycetes; Pleosporales; Pleosporaceae
Exons: 3
Coding region: 1-624 (207 amino acids)
Biological process (GO): sulfate assimilation
Molecular function (GO): ATP binding; adenylylsulfate kinase activity
Source: RefSeq, a predicted model, not a curated record